CGACCGGCGGUGACAACAUCCACGGUUUGAUUUCCGCGUCGCGUUUUCAGCACCGAACCUACGCGCAUACAGGCGGCUAGACAGACACAGGCAGAGCCUGAGGCCGGUUCCCAGGGGUCAGCACACCUGUUGCAGGUGUGAGCUCACCUGUGCAGGAUGGCUGUGCCGGCAGACAUGGAGCUGUCUCACCUGGUUGACCUGGUAACCCGGAACCUGAAGGCCACGCCCCUCUACACAGACAUGAGACAGGCCGCCACGGCCCAGGCACAGAAGGAAAACUUCCACCUGGGUGACCUGAAGCAGUCUCUGCUGUCAGCGCUGCAGGAGUCUGGCUGGGAGCGGAAGCUGCGAAACGCCGUGUACCGGGAGAUGCUGAUCUGUGCCCAGCGAGAACUCAGCAUCGCUCCUCCUGAGGACCAGAAGGAACCUCUCACAUACAUGAGGAAGGCCCAGGCAGCGUGGGAGAAGCGUAUCCUGAAGAGUCUGAACUCGAUGUGCACGGAGCUGAGCGUCCCGUUGGCACGACGACGACCCCCGCAGGAGCAGAAGGAGCUGCUCUCGCGCUGGUCCGAGCUCGGAACCGAGGAACCUGACCUCUCGCACUUCCGACCCGUCUACGCCCCCAAGGACUUUCUCGAGGUCCUGGUGAACCUGAGAAACCCCAACUCCAACUGGAGCGAGCAGGCCAGCCACUGUAACCUAUGGGGCCUUGUGCAGCUGCCGCUCAGGACCAAGACUAGGAAACAGCUGCAAGCAGACUUCAGCGAGCUGUCCAUCAGUGAGCCGCAGGCCGGCGUAGACGACUCGCCCGAGAUUCCCGCCGACGUGUUCGCCUCGGAGCGGACGAAGCUCGGCCGGCGCGUUCUGGAGGCCGAGCACAGCCCGCUGGCCCAGCAGUACGCCAAGAAAGGCUGUCCCACCGGGCUGCGGGGGGCCAUCUGGGCACAGAUCCUGGGGGUCAAGGUGGACAGCGUUGACCAGCUGUACUACCAGCAGCUGAAGUCGUACGUCAUACAUCACGACCUUCUCAUCGACAGCCUCAUCUACAAGGACGUCAAACUCACGGCCGCGAACGACGACUACUACUUCGUGUUCGAGGAUCUGCUGCACCAGAUCCUGCUGAUCUUCUCGCGUGACACGACCGUGCUGCGAUGUUUCGCCCACACGAGCGCGACGCCGGCAAAGUCAUACAUCCGGGGAAAACUCGGGCUGGAGGAGUUCCAGGUGACGUACCCCCCCAGCGGCGUGAUCCCCUUCCACGGCUUCACCAUGUACUGCGCCUCGCUGUGCUUCGUGUACGACGAGCCGGCCCGGCUCUACUUCGUGUUCCGGGAGAUGUACACGCGCUACUUCUCCCACCUGCACCACAUGUCCUCCCACCCGCAGGGCAUCGUGUCCCUCUGCGCGCUGUUCGAGUCUCUGCUACAGACACAUGAGCCGGAGCUGUUCUACCACCUCAAGGGCGUGGGUGCCCCGCCGCUGAAGAUUGCCUUUAAGUGGCUGAUGCGGGCGUUUGCGGGGUUCCUGGGCAGCGACCAGCUGCUGCUGCUGUGGGACCGCGUGCUCGGAUUCGACUCGCUCGAGAUCCUGUCCGUGCUGGCGUUCGCCAUCUUCUCGUUCCGCCGGACGAACCUGCUGGAAGUGUCGUCCUACGCGGCGGCGGAGGCGGUUCUGUCGGACCUGACCACGCUGAAACUGGUUCCUCUCCUGCAGCUGGCUCUCUUCAGUUAGCGUACAAACAAACAAACAAACA
This is a messenger RNA of Branchiostoma belcheri (Belcher's lancelet), 1753 nucleotides long. Its product is annotated as TBC1 domain family member 19-like. NCBI's taxonomy places the organism in Eukaryota, Metazoa, Chordata, Leptocardii, Amphioxiformes, Branchiostomatidae. The transcript has 10 exons. The record is from RefSeq and is a predicted model, not a curated record. Bases 157 to 1731 code for a protein of 524 amino acids.